UGCUUCAUUUUCGCUCUCGUUCAUUUGAUGGCGAUGGCGGUUCCCGCGCGAACCACGGAGGCGGUUGAACGGAGCCCGUGGUGGGACGCGGCGGUGCUACGGCAAACGCAGGACGCUCUGGAGCCGAAUGCCGAUCCUAACGUUUGGGCGUUCCAUGUGACCACGACGCUUCACUCCUCCGGCGUCACUCUCCCUUCCGUCGACCUCGCUCACCUCUUGGUCUCGCACUUGUUUUCCGAUGGUAAUCUCUCUCCCACCGCGUGGAAGCUUCUCCACACUGCUUCCUCCCUCAACAUUAUCCCUCCCUUCCUCCUCCUCGCCCUUCUCUCCACAAGGGUUGUUCCAAGCAGACUACUUCAGCCUAAGGCUUACAGGCUUUAUCUGGAGCUCCUCAAGCUAAAUGCCUUCAUGCUUCGAUCUCAUAUCGGUUCUCCCAACUAUGAAAUGACAAUGAAAUCAAUUGAUGAUGUUCUUCAGCUGUCCCAUACAUUCAGCCAAGAGGUGUGUGGACCAGGAGUUGUUCUUGUUGAAUUUAUCUUUUCAAUUGUGUGGCAGUUACUUGAAGCAUCAUUAGACGAUGAAGGGUUACUAGGUCAUGGUCCAGAGAACAAUCCUAGAUGGCUAAGCAGAUCAUGCGAUAUGAAUAUCGAUGGACCUGUCUGCUUCAGUGAAAAGAAAACUGAGCCGAAGGAAGGGUUCCAAUGGGAAAAUACGGCAAUGGCUAUUGAGAUCAUUGCAGAGUUUUUUCAAAACAAAAUGACUUCAAGGAUCCUUUUCUUAGUUCUUCAAAACAUGCCAUCACAUUGGGGAAUUUUCAUUCACCAAAUGCAGCUGCUUGCAUCGAACUCUACAGUUUUGAGGAAUUUGAAACAUAUUGAUUUGAUGGAAAAUAUUCAUGGCGUUGUAUCUCAUGAGUGCAAAACAAACUCUAAGCUGAAGCUUAAUGUAGUACCUGCUUGUUAUUAUAUCUCUUCCGCUGAUCACUCUUAUGGAGAUAGUUGGUCUUCACUCUGGCUUCCUUUCGAUCUUAUCCUGGAAGAUGCUUUAGAUGGAGGGCAAGUAGCAGCAUUUAGUGCUAUUGAAAUUAUUGCUGGACUGGUGAAGAUUUUACAUGCAGUUAAUGGCACUAUGUGGCACAAUACAUUUUUGGGUUUAUGGGUUGCAGCACUGCGGUUGGUUCAAAGGGAGAGGGAUUCAAAUGAAGGUCCUGUACCUCGCCUUGAUAUUUGCAUGUGUAUGUUAUUGAGCAUUACAACACUCGUGGUCACUCAUAUUAUUGAAGAAGAGGAAGGUAAAUUGAUUGAAGAAGCUGAACGAAGCCCUACAAAUCAAGGGAAAGAUAAACUGGUUGUGGGGAAGCGUCGUGAGGAAUUGAUGAUCAGCUUACAGCUAUUGGGUCAUUAUGAGUGCUUACUUACUCCACCUGUAUCUGUAAUUGAGGAAGCCAAUCAAGCUGCUGGAAAGGCUAUUAUGUUCUUAUCAGGAAAACCUGUUGGUAGUGGGUAUUUGGAGUAUGAUGCGAGCUUCAGUGACUUGCCCAUGAAAUGUUCAGCUGGCAACUUAUGGCAUCUAAUUGUGGAGGCUUGCAUUGCAAGAAAUCUACUUGAUACAUCAGCUUAUUCUUGGCCUGGCUAUGUGACUGCAUACGACAGUCAAAUUCCUUGUAGCAUUUCUAACGACAUGUCUGGCUGGGCUUCAUUGAUGAAGGGUUCACAACUAACUCCUGAAUUGGUGAAUGUCUUAGUUGCAACUCCUGCCUGCUGCUUAGCAGAGAUUGAAAAAAUCUAUGAAAUUGCAAUCAAUGGUUCAGAUGAAGAAAAGAUAUCUGCUGCUACCAUUCUGUGUGGGGCAUCUCUAAUACGUGGAUGGAAUAUCCAGGAGCAUGCCAUUCUUUUCAUCACCAAAUUGCUCUCACCAAUAGUUCCUCCUGAUCACUCUGGGACUGAAAGCCAUUUAAUCAGCCAAGCUCCAUUUUUAAACGUCCUUCUUGUUGGAAUUUCAUAUGUAGCCUGUGUUCGUAUUUUCUCCCUGCAUGGUUUGGUUCCAGUACUUGCGGCAGGGCUAAUGCUAAUAACUGAGGUCUUUGGAUCAUGUGUUCCUGAUAUCUCAUGGACUCUUGCAACCGGAGAAAAACUCUCUCCUCGUGAGGUGUUUUCUAAUGCAUUUACUCUUUUGCUGAGAUUCUGGCGGUUUAAUCUUCCACCUGUUGAACAAGUGAGGAGAGGUGCGGCAACUCCACCCUUUGGAUCACUACUUAGCCCUGAAUGCCUUUUAUUGGUCCGAAACUGUAAAUUAGCAUCAUUUGGUAGUUCAGCAAAGGAUCGACAAAAGCUCAAAAGACUGUCAAAAUUUUUAAGUUUUCCUAUAGAAUCUGUAUAUAUGGAUUCCUUUCCAAAAUUAAGCUUUUGGUAUCGGCAACAUCAAGAAUGCAUUGCUUCAACCCACUCUAGUCUUGCUCCUGGAGGGCCUGAUCAUCAGAUUGUUGAUGCUCUACUAAGCAUGAUGUCUACGAAGGUUACAAAUGGUGCUGAACCUUCGACACCUACAACUUUAGGAAGCAACAGUUCUCCUGGGUCUGCAUUGGAUGAUACUUUAAUGAAACUAAAAGUGCCUGCCUGGGAUAUCCUCGCAGCUAUUCCUUUUGUCCUGGAUGCUUCUCUGACAGCUUGUGCUCAUGGAAGACUCUCUACCUGUGACCUAGCCACAGGCCUCAAAGCUCUAGCCGAUUUUUUUCCAGCAUCGUUGGUUACCAUCGCAAGCUACUUUUCAGCUGAAGUUACACGGGGCAUAUGGAAGCCGGCUUUUAUGAAUGGAAGUGAUUGGCCUAGCCCCGCCGCAAAUUUAUCUCUAGUUGAGCAACAGAUUAAAAACAUUCUAGCAGCCACAGGUGUUGAUGUCCCAAGCCUUGCUGUGGAUGGAGAUUCUCCACCUACACUUCCUUUGCCUUUGGCAGCUUUUGUAAGCCUCACAUUAACAUAUAGACUUGAGAAAGCUACUAGGAGAUUCCUUGUCCUGAUUGCCCCUGCUCUUGAAGCCCUUGCUUCUAGUUGCGCCUGGCCCUGCAUGCCCAUUGUGGCUUCUUUGUGGAUCCAGAAGGCGAAGCGUUGGAACGACUACUUUCUGUUCUCUGCUUCCAGCACUAUCUUCCACCACAACAGGGAUGCUGUAGUUCAACUUCUAAAAUGUUGCUUCACAUCCACCCUUGGACUUGACUCUGCCUCUGUUUAUAAUAACAGUGGUGUUAGUGCCCUCCUAGGUAAUGGCCUUGGUGGGACCUCUCCAGUUUCUCCAGGGAUUCUUUACUUCAAAGUGUAUCGGUAUAUUGAAGAUAACUCAUUCCUGACUGAAGAAAUUUUGUCGACUUUGAUGCUUUCAGUUAGAGACAUAGCAAGUAGUGAAUGUGAAUUACCCAAGCGGGGUGUAAAGAAAGUUAACAAAACCAAGCAUGGAAGAAAACAUGGGCUAGUUUCUUCUCUUGCUAGAUCCAUGGCACGUGUGAAGCAUGCGGCUCUACUUGGUGCUUCAUUGGUUUGGAUAUCAGGUGGACAAAAGCUGGUUCAGUCCUUGAUAAUGGAGACUCUUCCUUCAUGGUUUUUAACAGCGCAGGAAGGUGGGGAACCUGGAGUUGUAGUUGGCAUGCUUAGAGGUCAUGUGCUGGCAUUUUUUGUUAUGCUCAGUGGGGCAUUUGCAUGGGGCAUUGACCAAUGUUCACCUCCACCAAAACGAAGGGCAAAGGUUCUUGGGCUGCAUUUGGAGUUUCUUGCAAGCACCCUGGAAAAGAACACAUCCCUGCGUUGUCAUUUCACUACUUGGCGAACCUACGUGUCAGGUUUUGUGAGCUUGAUGGUGAAUUGUGCUCCGGUUUGGGUCCGGGAAGUCGAUGUGAUUUUGUUGAAGAGACUGAGCAGGGAAUUGAGACGGUUGAAUGAACCUGAGUUGGCUCUUCGCCUUUUGGAACUUGGAGGGAUAGGUGUCAUGGGUGCAGCUGCUGAAAUGAUAAUUGAAUUAGAACAAUAACAUAGACUUUAAUUCUAUCAGAACUGGCAAAUACUAUACUGAUUCAUAUGUUUUGUGCUCUAGGGAGGCUGGUAUUCGACAUUUUCUUCAUUCAGCAGAAGUUGGAAAAUAGUUACUUCAUAGGUAUACCUUCCUGUAGGUAGUCUAGAAAGAAUGGUUAGCAUAUAUAUCAAAUGGAACAUGAAAAACAAGAUCCUGCAAUGAAUUCCUAGUUAUCACUUUGUUCACUUGCAUUGAUCAAUUAUAGAUCAAAUUGGCACGAUGAAAUAUUUUGUUGUACAUUCCAAUAUGCUUCUAGCCAAAUGGAUUUCACAUUGAUUAUGUUU
Lotus japonicus is the source of this 4343-nucleotide messenger RNA. Its product is annotated as mediator of RNA polymerase II transcription subunit 33B-like. Lineage: Eukaryota; Viridiplantae; Streptophyta; Magnoliopsida; Fabales; Fabaceae. Gene Ontology annotation, biological process: regulation of phenylpropanoid metabolic process. The transcript is spliced from 12 exons. The record is from RefSeq and is a predicted model, not a curated record. Bases 28 to 4017 code for a protein of 1329 amino acids. Gene Ontology annotation, cellular component: mediator complex.